AUGUACUCGGCGCCUGUCGCGCCGACGCUUGUGGCCUUGUCCGCGCUCCCGACCUUCCAGGAGCUCGAUGUCUUGACCAAGUGGACCCCGUCCGAGUUUUCUCAGUCGACCGAGUAUUUCCUCCACAGCCCGCUGAGCCCGCGCAACAGCAAGAAGACCAAAAUGACGUACGACGACCGCCCCAAGGUGGCCAACUUUACGUGCCUCGACGACUUUUAAGGGCGAGUUAUCUUGCAUCUCAUUUAUUUACCCACGAGACCUAUCACUAAACUAAAAUAACAACUCG
Saprolegnia diclina VS20 is the source of this 286-nucleotide messenger RNA. RefSeq lists its product as hypothetical. The record is from RefSeq and is a predicted model, not a curated record. Lineage: Eukaryota; Oomycota; Saprolegniomycetes; Saprolegniales; Saprolegniaceae. The coding region runs from base 1 to 219 and encodes 72 amino acids. The transcript has a single exon.